Molecule: messenger RNA, 2576 nt
Organism: Poecilia reticulata (guppy)
Lineage: Eukaryota; Metazoa; Chordata; Actinopteri; Cyprinodontiformes; Poeciliidae
Product: glycylpeptide N-tetradecanoyltransferase 1
Biological process (GO): N-terminal peptidyl-glycine N-myristoylation
Cellular component (GO): cytoplasm
Molecular function (GO): glycylpeptide N-tetradecanoyltransferase activity
Source: RefSeq, a predicted model, not a curated record
CAGCGCACGCCGCGGACCCUCACUUCCUGGUCGAAGAUGGCGGAUGAGAAUGAGACAGCAGCGAUCCCGGAGAAAGAAGAUGUAGAGGACCACGGGCACUGUAGCGACUGUGAAAAUGAAGAGCACCACUUGGAGGACGGUGAACGUGCGGAUGACACUGGUGCCAAGAAGAAGAAAAAGAGACAGAAAAAGAAGAAGAAAGCCGGUGCCACCGAAGCAGCUCAGGAUCCACUUGCUAAGGUGAAUUCACUACCAGCUGAUAAGCUACAGGAGAUCCAAAAGGCCAUCGAACUGUUUUCUGUUGGCCAAGGCCCAGCCAAAACCAUGGAGGAGGCGACUCGGAGGAGCUAUCAGUUCUGGGACACACAACCUGUGCCCAAGCUUGGGGAGACCGUAACAUCACACGGCUCAAUCGAACCUGAUAAAGACCACAUUAGAGAAGAGCCGUACAGCCUCCCUCAGGGCUUCACCUGGGACACGCUCGACCUGGGGAACCCCGCUGUGCUGAAGGAGCUCUACACUCUCCUCAAUGAAAAUUAUGUGGAGGACGACGACAACAUGUUCAGAUUUGACUACUCCCCUGAGUUCUUGCUCUGGGCUCUACGACCUCCAGGUUGGCUGCCUCAGUGGCACUGCGGAGUCCGAGUGAACUCCAAUCAGAAGCUGGUCGGAUUCAUCAGUGCCAUUCCAGCCACCAUCCGCAUCUAUGACAUAGAAAAGAAAAUGGUAGAGAUCAAUUUCUUGUGCGUCCACAAGAAGCUGCGAGCCAAACGGGUUGCUCCAGUUCUGAUCCGGGAAAUCACCAGACGGGUCAACCUUCAGGGUAUCUUCCAGGCGGUGUACACUGCCGGGGUGGUACUGCCCAAGCCUGUGGGAACCUGCAGGUACUGGCAUCGCUCUUUGAACCCACGAAAACUAAUCGAAGUGAAGUUCUCCCACCUGAGCAGGAACAUGACUAUGCAGCGCACCAUGAAGUUGUACCGUUUGCCUGAGUCCCCAAAAACUUCUGGUCUGCGACCGAUGACCAAGAAGGAUGUACCAGUGGUGAGCCGCCUCCUCCGCGAAUACCUUAACCAGUUCAACCUGGUUCCUGCCAUGAACGAGGAGGAGGUGGAGCACUGGUUGCUCCCACAGGAGAACAUUAUUGACACAUAUGUGGUGGAGAACGAAGGCAAAGUGACAGAUAUCCUGAGUUUCUACACACUGCCUUCCACCAUAAUGAAUCACCCUGUUCAUCGCAGUCUUAAAGCGGCGUACUCCUUCUACAACGUGCACACCACCACACCCCUGCUGGACCUGAUGUCCGACGCUCUCAUUCUGGCCAAAUCGAAAGGCUUUGACGUCUUUAAUGCACUGGAUCUAAUGGAAAACAAGACUUUCUUGGAGAAGCUGAAGUUUGGCAUCGGGGAUGGGAAUCUACAGUAUUAUCUGUACAAUUGGAAGUGUCCCAGCAUGGGAGCAGAAAAGGUUGGAUUGGUUCUGCAGUGACAUCCCUUUACGCCACAAGCACGCGUCACCAACGGGCCUGAAAACCGCACCAUGGACUGAUGGCUUCAUGCUUUCGGAAAAGAAAACCCACUCCUUCCCCCUCGUUUUUACUUUCUGACCUUUUGAACUUCGACCUGCACUACCGCUGCCAGGUGUACUGAGGCUGGGAGAGCCCUCAGGUUUUCCCAGUCCCUCAACCACAUGGACCUUAAGCCAUUUGUAGUUUAUCAUUGCAAACAACUGUAUUUCCUCUGAAAGCUGUCUUAAAAUGUACCAAAACACAACCGAAUGCACGGGUUACUGGCCACUACUUUCUUCCAGACCCACAGUAAAUGUACAUAAGUCGGACAUAACUGCGGUUAAAGCCCUAACACAUGCAGAGUAGAACCUACUGUUUGAUUUUAUCCUCAAAUAUUGGAAGUGCUUUUUGAAACUAAAAUAAAAAUUGAGUUUUAGAAAUAAUCAAAACAAAAUGGGUGACAGAGAUUUUAACGAGGAGGCUGAAAAAGAUGCGGUAAAUACCAAAAAUGGACUUAAGAUAAGGGCUUCUGGUUCGAUCCUUCUUGUCAUGCUUGACCCCCUUUUUUUUUUGUUUGUUUGUUUUCUUUUUUUAAAUCUGUUUCAGCAGCCGUGAAGGUUGCUCAGUACUGCUUGAAUUAAACCCAGAGUUGGUGUUUAAUUUUUGAAGCUCCACUCAUUUAUACCAACUUUUUGUGGCCAUCCCUCUUUAGCUUACUGUACUAACAAAAGAAUCACCAACUGAUCCUGAAUCUGCUUAGUUGGACACAAAUCAAUCCACACUGAUCAGGCUGGACUGCUGAAAUGAGGCAAAUGGCAUUCUGAUGGCGGGGUUGUGCUGCACACCUGUGAGCAGGGAUGAAAUUUAUGACAAAUUUUAAUAUAAAUGUCCCGUUCCCUUCCGCCCCCCAAGUUGAAAAAUGUUCACCCUGAAAUAAUGUUUCCCAAACAUUUGAAAAGUUUCAGGGUGAGAUCAGAAAUCUUUAUUAGAUUUGAAUGUGGGGAAAGUCCAAGAAUGAGUUUAAAUGUUUUACUUCAAUAAAGACUUAAAUUAUUGAAAUGUAAACAAA